UUGGCGGUGGCUGGGAGUCCGGAUUCUCGAGAGAAGAGCAAGGGUAGGACCCCUGGAGUCCUCCCGCCACCGUCCCAAAUGCCACUCGCGCCCAUCCCUUGAGGGGGCGGGGCGGUCUCCUCUACCUCCCGGUAUUCCCAGAGGAGGCAGCUCCUCAUCCUUCGUGGGUGCUCGCAGCUACUUAUUGUCCCCCUUCAAUCCCAACUCCCCAGAAGGGGCUGCCCUUCUGACAAGUCCCCCAUUUAAGGCCCCCCUCGCCCAGCUCCUCAACCUUGGAAGAGGACAUACAGUAUUGGACACCUUUCCACCAUGCUGAUGACAUUUUAAAUAUACUUGUCAAUUUUCCCAAAUUUUAACUGAAGAAAAUCUUAAGAAUUUAUACUUGAGAAGCAAAGUGUGACUGCCAAUUAUCAGGCUUUCAGGAUGAAUCUGGAGAAACUCAGCAAGCCAGAACUCUUAACACUAUUCAGUAUUCUUGAAGGAGAGCUUGAAGCAAGGGACCUUGUUAUAGAAGCUUUAAAGGCCCAACACAGAGACACUUUCAUUGAAGAACGCUAUGGAAAAUAUAACAUCAGUGAUCCUUUAAUGGCACUCCAGAGAGACUUUGAAACACUGAAGGAGAAGAAUGAUGGCGAGAAGCAGCCAGUCUGCACAAACCCACUCUCAAUUCUCAAGGUGGUGAUGAAGCAGUGCAAGAACAUGCAGGAGCGCAUGCUGUCGCAGCUGGCUGCUGCUGAGAGCAGGCACCGCAAGGUGAUCCUAGACCUUGAGGAAGAACGGCAGAGGCAUGCACAAGACACAGCUGAAGGAGAUGAUGUCACCUACAUGCUGGAGAAGGAGAGAGAGCGGUUGACUCAACAGUUGGAAUUUGAAAAGUCCCAAGUGAAAAAGUUUGAAAAAGAGCAGAAGAAGCUCUCCAGUCAGCUGGAAGAGGAGCGCUCCCGCCACAAGCAGCUCUCCUCCAUGCUAGUGCGAGAGUGCAAGAAGGCAACCAGCAAGGCGGCCGAGGAGGGCCAGAAGGCAGGAGAGCUGAGCCUGAAACUGGAGAAGGAGAAGAGCCGUGUGAGCAAGCUGGAGGAAGAGCUGGCCGCCGAGAGGAAGCGGGGCUUGCAGACAGAGGCCCAGGUGGAGAAGCAGUUGUCUGAAUUUGACAUUGAAAGGGAACAACUGAGAGCAAAGCUGAACCGAGAAGAGAACCGGACCAAAACUCUGAAAGAAGAGAUGGAGAGUUUGAAGAAGAUAGUGAAAGACCUUGAGGCUUCGCAUCAGCAAAGUAGCCCCAGCGAGCAACUGAAGAAACUAGUAACCAUGUCUAAAGGCACCAUGACUGAGCCGCCUGUGCUAGUGUCCGUAUUUUGCCAAACGGAGAGUUUUCAGGUAGAAAGAAUCCAUGGGAGCAGCACAGCCAAGGUGACAACCCCUGGGCUGCCUGGUCCCACCACUCCUACUUCCUCUUAUGCAAAAACCAAUGGCCAUUUUGACCCAGAGCUGCAAACUACCAAGGAGUUGAUUACAAGCAGCAGUGUAGAAAACCAAGUGCUUCCACGAGAAAAGCCUGUGGGACUAGCCCAAGAGAAAGCAGUAGAGAAUGGAGGAUGUCCUGUGGCAAUAGAGACUCCAGUCCCAACGCCUAGUCUCCUCCCUUCCAGCGGGAGCUCACCAUCUCCCAGCAGCACUGCCUCUUCCUCUCUCACGUCCUCUCCUUGCUCUUCACCAGUACUAACCAAGCGCUUAUUAGGGUCAUCAGCUAGCAGCCCUGGCUACCAGUCAUCCUACCAAGUAGGGAUCAACCAGCGGUUCCAUGCAGCUCGGCACAAAUUUCAGUCCCAAGCAGAUCAGGACCAACAAGCCAGUGGUCUCCAGAGCCCUCCGUCCAGGGAUCUAUCUCCCACCCUCAUAGACAACUCUACCGCCAAGCAGCUGGCCCGAAACACAGUCACUCAGGUGCUCUCCAGAUUCACUAGCCAGCAAGGGCCAAUCAAGCCCGUAUCUCCCAACAGCUCUCCCUUUGGCACAGACUAUCGAAAUCUGGCCAACACUGCCAACGCAAGAGGUGACACAAGCCAUUCACCUACUCCAGGGAAAGUGUCCAGUCCUCUGAGCCCCCUGUCUCCAGGAAUCAAAUCCCCUACUAUCCCCAGAGCUGAGAGAGGAAACCCUCCACCCAUCCCACCCAAAAAACCUGGCCUCACUCCUUCUCCAUCCACUACCACUCCACUGACCAAAACCCACUCCCAGACCUCCUCGUUGACCACCACAGAAGACCUUGCCAGUAGCUGCUCUUCUAAUGCUGUUGUAGCUAAUGGCAAGGACAUCGAGAUACUUCUGCCGACCAGCAGCUAGUCCCUAGAGUCCCUAGGAGGGAGUCUCCACAUUUGACAUUCCAUCAGAUUUUGUCCAAAAGCUCAGUGUCAAACCACUGAGUCAGAUCGUGUUAUUUAUUUUGAUAGUAGCUGAAACCAUCUGUUUAAUACAUUUAGUGUAUUUCACUUUUUUGUAUUUUUUUUAAGUAGAAACUGAGUAAGUAGGAUUUUUAUGACUCACAUCUUUGUACUAAAGCUAGAAGGGCACCUCAAAGACGUCUAAGCUUCACCGUCACCAUCAUGUUAUGAUGGAGAAAGCUAAAUGAGUACGAGUACCAGGUGGUGAUUUGCUGUCUAUUUGGGGACUAGAAUCCCUCAACACUCACUUUGAAUUAUGCAGAAGUCGUUCAUGCAGAUUUUUAUUCCAGAUGAACAUGUUUAAAAAGUGCCUGAAAUUAGACUGCCAUUUGAAUGUGAUUCUGCAGCAAAAACACAAGAUGGAUCAUUUAACUGCAAAAAAAAUGAGAUCCUCCGUGAACUCUGAAUGUUAAAAACCAACACUGCUUUUAAUACUUUUACUAUUUUUAAUAUAAGCUUUGUGUUCAGAAACAAGGCUGCAUAAGUAGAAUGGGAAUCCUAAAGGUGGGUGUGAACUCACCACAAAGCUGAGCUUUAUAGAGCCCUUGAGAAGCCGUCCUGAACAUUAAGCAGUUGGGGUGCUGAUUUUCUUGUACUUUUGAAAAAUUACAUCACUCCCAGUUUCCUGUGUAAAUUCUUGAAUAGAAUGAAAUCACAUCUCCUUCAAAAAUGUCUUCAGGCAUCUACUGUUUUGUAAGAACUUCUGAUUCUGAAUGCUUUUACUUGAAUAGGAAAUGGUUACUCAUUCCGUAUAAAAGUUUUGCAACAGAAUGAGAUCUUUAUUCUGUAAUCAAAAAGCAAUAACUUGAAGUUCACUGUCUUUGUAAUAUUAUAAGUCAGAAUGAUACCAGUUUUAGCAAAUUGUUACACUUAUUCUCCAAGCUGCCAGCACUUGGUGUCUGUAUCUGUGGAACCAAAUUAACUUUUGCCUAAAUGGAAGUAUACACAUAUCUGUAUAGAUACACACCCUUUUACGUGUUUAACAUACACACUUAAACACAUAAAUAUUAGUGUGAUUAUAUAUUUGGAGUUUGCAAUAUAGCAUAAAAGAGGAGUAGAAAUGCAUGUUAAGAUUACCUCCCAAAGCAACUAGAUGUAGCAGGGACCCAGUCAAUUAAAGGAGGGAUCUUGCCCACAGGGAGGGGGACAUUUCAAAUGAAAUCAGGUCUUCAGCAUCAUACAAAGACAAGGCCAAACCAACACAGUGUCACAAAACUGUUCAUAUAAAUGAAUGAAAUAGAUCUGUCACUCAAGUAAUAUGACAGCUGGGAGCAGUGGGGCUGGUAGCAACCCGAAGUGUCCAAUUCCUGUUGAAAGGGGGCCCCUCAUUCAGCUGCAGCUGCCUGUUGCCAUGCAAGAAUCCUAGGUCAGGGUUACCAGCUCCACUUUUUUAUGAAAUCCAAAUUUUCACAAGAAACAUUCUCAUUUUUAAAUAUCAAGAACUAAUCCAAAAAAACUUAAAUACUGCUAGUUAAACACUUCUGCAGCUGGAUUUCACUAACAAGCUGCCAAGUUGCAACCUCUCAUUCUAGAAACUUCUGUCAUUUCCAUCAUAGUGAGUUUGUGAAGACAGAAGCCUCCAGUCCAGACAAACUCUAUAGUAUAAUGACUGUCGUCCUCAGCCCAGCUCAGACAUGGCAGUCACAUGAUUUUGUGUCCACAGGGAUGGAGAAGCCUUGGUGUCCUCACAUACAUUCUUCCAGCCAACAUUUAUCCAACAGCCAGUGACCUGCUAUAAUGUAGACCUCUUUCCUCUCAAUCCAGUAUGAGUUGAUAGGGGAAAGGCAGGUGAUGGAAGGCAAGAUAAAUCACUGUGGAGUAUAUUGGUGUCUUCCACAACUUUUGGCUUGACUAAAGCCAAUACAUUAAAUACUGUUAAUGCCCGAGUGGGUUCACCCAGUGAGAAGGGGUUAUCUUAAACUGCCCAGAGCACUCACGUGUUAAAUUGUAUUCCCAUGUGUAGUCAGGUGAACCGUGUUGAUGAUAAAAUAGCUGAACUUUCUAAACAGGAGAGGGGGCUGUAAUCCUAGAGUGUUAUUACCUCUCUUGCUUUAAAUGGUAAUCUUACAGGUUGCAUUCUGCUCUUCUUUUGUUUUGGCAUAGAUAUAUAUAUAGAGAGAGAUACUAUAAGUUUAUUUCUUAGGAAGUGCACUGAAUAAUGUAUUUCUUUUACAGUGUAAUAUGGGGGUGGGGAAAUACGAAAGAAAUGCGUAUUUUUGCUAGUUGCCUAUCUUCUGAGAUAAGUAAGCACAAUACUGCAAUGGAUCCAAAAAUCCAGUUAGGUAUUAUAGUAUUUAAGUUUGCUGUAGAUUGUGUGUGUACUAAGUAAAAGUUCCAUGAUUCACAAUUUUGGUCUUAGCCCAUGUUGCUAAAGUUGUGUUAACUGGCCAACAGAUUAUGAUGAUGUGCAACACAAAAGCCCUAACUAGUCAUUAAUAUUUGUAAAGCCAAAUGUUCCCUGCAGAAGUCUUCAUCCAUUUUAUAGCAGACUACAUUAAAACAAGUUAAAUGAUA
Phacochoerus africanus (Common warthog) is the source of this 4955-nucleotide messenger RNA. RefSeq names its product CTTNBP2 N-terminal like (gene CTTNBP2NL). NCBI's taxonomy places the organism in Eukaryota, Metazoa, Chordata, Mammalia, Artiodactyla, Suidae. The record is from RefSeq and is a predicted model, not a curated record. The coding region runs from base 424 to 2343 and encodes 639 amino acids. The transcript is spliced from 6 exons.